UGUGUGGCCGGUGUUUGAGGCGACGGAGGGCAGAGUAAACAGUUCCACAGACAGGAGCUGCACCAUGGAGCCCUCAGGAUCAGACUCAGAAACGGAUGAUUACCAGCAGCCUCUGCUCCACCGGAGAGAAAAUGAGGAGGAGGUGAAACGAGCUCCAGCACUCUGCUCUUCACGCUAUGGCUUGGCCUUACUGUCCUGUUAUGGGUUCUUUGUGGCUUAUGCACUGAGGGUCAACCUCAGUGUGGCAAUGGUGGACAUGCUGAACAGCAGCAGCAGCAACAGUGGUGCCAAUGACUCCGUCUGCCCGAGGCACAACAGUCCUGCACGGCCCAAACACAACCACACGGCCAGCGUGUAUGACUGGGACUCGGAGACUCAGGGCUGGAUCCUGGGCUCUUUCUUUUAUGGCUACAUCAUCACUCAGAUACCAGGUGGUUACCUGGCACGCAAGUAUGGUGCCAAGUGGCUGCUGGGUUUUGGAAUCCUGGGAACUGUGAUCUUCACUCUGCUCACGCCUGUGGCUGCAGACAUGGGUGCUGGCUACCUCAUUGCAGUCAGGGUGUUGGAAGGCAUAGGGGAGGGUGUGACGUUUCCUGCUAUGCAUGCUAUGUGGGCAUCGUGGGCCCCACCACUGGAGAGAAGUCGGCUUCUCACAAUCUCUUACGCAGGUGCCCAGCUUGGCACUGUGGUAGCUCUCCCCUUGUCUGGACAGAUAUGCUUUUAUUUGGACUGGACAUAUGUUUUCUACAUUUUUGGGGCUGUUGGACUUCUAUGGUUUGUCUUGUGGGCUUUUCUGGUCAGUAGCAAUCCAAGCUCACAUAGGCGAAUAUCAGACACUGAGAAGACGUACAUCACAUCUUCUUUAAAAAACGAGCUCUCCCCAACUUCUGACCACAUACCAUGGAUGUCCAUCCUAACAUCUGUACCUUUAUGGGCCAUCGUUGUUGCACAUUUCUCGUACAACUGGACAUUUUACACCUUGCUCACUCUCUUGCCCACCUACAUGAAUGACAUAUUGGGCUUCAGCAUUAAGCAGAAUGGGAUGCUCUCUGCUCUGCCCUACUUGGGCUGCUGGUUACUGGCUAUGGGAGGAGGCCAGCUGGCAGACUACCUGAGGGAGACCUGCUUCUAUCGCACUGUGAUCGUGCGCAAGUCCUUCACUAUCAUAGGUAUGGUGGGUCCAGCUGUGUUUCUGGUGGCAGCAGGAUACACUAAUUGUAAUUACGUCCUUGCUGUUGCUUUCCUCACCAUCUCCUCAUCUCUGGGAGGCUUAUCAGCAUCCGGGUUUAACAUCAACCAUCUAGACAUUGCUCCAUCAUAUGCUGGAAUUUUGCUUGGAAUCACAAACUCGUUUGCGACCGUGCCGGGCAUGAUUGGUCCUGUGAUUGCAAGAUCGCUGACCAAAUCUAACACAAUUGCAGAGUGGCAGACAGUUUUCUACAUUUCAGCUGGGAUCAAUCUGUUUGGUGCAGUCUUUUACACAGUGUUUGGAAAAGGUACUGUACAGCCCUGGGCAGUCAACAGAGUGCACAUACAAUGAAAAACUUUUCAAUAAAGUAAAGGGACACAGACUAACAGCAUCGGUGGAAAAGUGAAGACAAUUCUGUAUGAGGACUCCAGCACUACUGAUGAAAUGUCAGUAAACCUCUACUGUUUUUGACUUUGACUUUUAAAUCAUUUAAAGUCAGAAUACUAACCAGCUAUCAAGCUUAGCCGCCUUAAAAAAUAUCAAUGGAUUAAAGUGAGAAUAUUAAGGUAUUCCAGAGAAUACCAUACAUAUAUACAAAUGCUCACCCUUGAUUUACCCCUCUGAGGACAUGAAGUCACUGUGCUGCAGGCAAGCUGGAGUCACUAAUGUUUCUCAGGAAAAGGGAAGUGAGAUUUCUCCAUGACUCUUGGGGGGGAAAAAAAAGUUAUUUUAUUCACUAAAUGGUAAUUCAUGCACACGUAAAGAACAUUCCUCUGUUAAAUGAUUUAAUGACUGAUUAAAAUGAUCUAAAUAUGAUUGAUAGAAAGCAAAGUAAUGAGUCAUUCCUUUUUUACCUCCUCAUUUCUUUGACUUUGGUAACAUUACAGCCAUUCUGUUAUAAAAUGUAGCAAAGUGUAUUGUCACAUUUAAAACUUUUCUCUUCUGGGACUUCUUGUAAAGAAUACACUGGGAUACAUGUCAUAAGAUGAUUGUUAUUCACUUGUAUUUAAACUAAGAUGAAAUAAGGGCCUUAUUGUUCUUUUUUUCUUUUCUUUGUGCCUUAAACUCAUAUUGUAUCCCCUCUUAAUUUUUAUGGUCUAGAUAAUACAGGAAAACAUGUAGUAGAAUAUAAAAAGCUGCUUUAUGUGUACAACUGUUUACAUUUUGUUAUUUGUUACUAUAAUGCGGGUUCAUUCUUUUUGUUUAUGAUUUACAUUAUUUUUGUAUUUUUAUCUCUACAGUACAUUGUUCUUUAAUUUGUAUAAAUGAAAACUCAGGAAUAUGUAAGGUGAGAUUUUGCAGUGAAACAAAAUCUAAGCCAUAUGUCCAAAUUAAGCAGUCUAAUCUACUGCCUGUUCCCCCUCUUGAUCCUGAAAAUGAUUAGUCACAGAAAUUAAAAGGAAUUCAAUGAUCAUGCACAA
Molecule: messenger RNA, 2610 nt
Organism: Astyanax mexicanus (Mexican tetra)
Lineage: Eukaryota; Metazoa; Chordata; Actinopteri; Characiformes; Acestrorhamphidae
Gene: slc17a5
Product: solute carrier family 17 member 5
Exons: 11
Coding region: 65-1540 (491 amino acids)
Biological process (GO): transmembrane transport; monoatomic anion transport
Molecular function (GO): transmembrane transporter activity
Source: RefSeq, a predicted model, not a curated record